Molecule: messenger RNA, 114 nt
Organism: Hepatospora eriocheir
Lineage: Eukaryota; Fungi; Microsporidia; Hepatosporidae
Source: the annotation of a GenBank genome assembly
AUGGUAUUUAUUUCAUUUUUAUCUAAAGUAAUUUUAAUUGUUGUUUUUAAAGCUAAUAAAUAUACAACUAAUGAUCUUGAAUCUACCUUAAUAUUUUCAUCUUCUUCAGAAUAA